Molecule: messenger RNA, 753 nt
Organism: Saccharomyces eubayanus
Lineage: Eukaryota; Fungi; Ascomycota; Saccharomycetes; Saccharomycetales; Saccharomycetaceae
Gene: SGN1
Product: Sgn1p
Exons: 1
Coding region: 1-753 (250 amino acids)
Molecular function (GO): RNA binding
Source: RefSeq, a predicted model, not a curated record
AUGUCCCAAGAAGAAAAAGUCACUUCCAACACAACCUCAAGGGCUGAGACGUCGAACAAUAAAAAAAGCAACAAACAAGAACUUGAGGUAGAUGAGCUCGUAGGGAAACUGUCUAUUGAAGGUGCCCCCCAGGUCUCACAAAAGUUAAGCAAAGAAGAGAAACACGCUUAUCAACUUGAAGCUGAUUCCCGUUCCAUCUUCGUAGGCAACAUUACGCUAGAUGUUACCCCGGAACAAAUUGAAGAGCUCUUCCAAGAUUGUGGUGUAAUAAAAAGGAUAACACUACUUUACGAUAGGAAUACGGGUGCACCAAAAGGUUACGGAUAUAUUGAGUUCGAAAGUCCAGCAUAUCGAGAAAAGGCUCUCCAGUUAAAUGGAGCAGAACUAAAGGGUAAAAAAAUUGCUGUAUCCAGAAAAAGAACUAACAUUCCAGGAUUUAAUAGGAACUACAACACACAAAACCAAUACUUUCAACAAUGGCAAUGGAACUAUCCUUUAAUGGCCUAUCCGAAUCCCGACACAUUCCCUUAUUAUCCACAGUAUCCUCCAAACCAAUCUCCUAAUCAGAAUUUUGGAUAUAAUAAGAAUGGAUAUUAUAGAGGCCCAUAUACCAAUAAAAACAGAAAUCAUCAAAAAAAGAAUACCAGUAGUGCAAAAGAUUCUUAUAAGAUUAGCAGACCUUCUUCCCAAAAAUCCGUCAUUAUUCCAAUGGAUAAUAGUAAAAAUAUCUCCCGGGAUGAAGUUCCAGAAUGA